This is a messenger RNA of Penaeus vannamei (Pacific white shrimp), 1046 nucleotides long. RefSeq names its product HAUS augmin-like complex subunit 1. The record is from RefSeq and is a predicted model, not a curated record. Gene Ontology annotation, biological process: spindle assembly. Gene Ontology annotation, cellular component: HAUS complex; cytosol. NCBI's taxonomy places the organism in Eukaryota, Metazoa, Arthropoda, Malacostraca, Decapoda, Penaeidae.
GUUAGUUCAAGCGACCGCCACAACGACAACACCCGCGGAGGGUUUGAGUUUUCCUAAACUUUUCUUCUCUUUCCUGAGACGAUUGCAAAAGAAUUGUUUGAUCCGAUAUUCCAAGUGUUGAACUGACAGGCAUGGACAUAAAACACAGAGAGGUUUUGCAGUGGCUUCAUGAGGUCUAUGGAGAGGAACAGAUCCCUGUGUAUGAGAAGAAUGAACGCAGCAUCAACAUCUUGCACCAACUCAUGAAAGCAAGCAAACGUUCAGAGGACAAUGCUAAAGUUCUGGCGGCUGACUACACUAAAAAGGCAGCUGAGUAUAAUGCCGAAGCAAUGCAGAAGAAAAACUGGUUGGAUGCUCUGAAGUUCUCGCCCGAUGAUCUCUCCGAGGAAAGUCAGAAAUCCGUUACUGCUUUGGCUAACACGGCACAGGUGCUGGAUGUCCAGUCACCCACAAGCACCAAUAUAGUGCUUGCCUUGAAUCAGCUGGAAAUGGAUCACAUGAAGGUUGUCAAUGAAUUAGAACAAGAAAAGGGAAGAAAAGCAUGCCUGCUGGAAAUGAGUCAGCAGUUAUCCAGAAAACUGGAGGAAAUAAAACGGAUUUCCCAACAAGCUGAAGCAACGUGGACGCUUCAACAAGAAGAACUGUCCAGGGAUGCGAAGAGGCAACAGUUCAGCAGAGAAAAGAGCAACAACUAUGCUGCUGACAUCACCCAUUAUGAGGCGAAGUUGAGGCAGGUUGGAUUGAGUAAGGAAAUAACUCACAGCCACUUGUGUGCAAAGUGGGCAGACCUGCAAGCUCUAGAGAAACAGGUGAAAGAGCUAGAGCAACAACUACAGAACUACACCCUCCCUCCGGAUAUGGCCUUAGCGGAAGUCAAAGUCCAGGAAGCACGUCAAGAGUUGGCCUCGAUUAUGGAUGGUCUGGCUAUUACAUGUAAAACGAGUCCUUGUUCAUUUUGCAUGCUCAACUGUUUUUAUUCCACUCUAUAAAUUUUUAUUCCACUCUUCUGCUCUCUUCAUAUAUAAAUUGGUAUCUUUUGUAUGUAU